AUGAAGUUUAUUUCUGUCUUCGCAUUUGUUUUCUCUGCUGUCAGCGUUUCCUUCGCUGGCGCUGACGACAGCACCAGUGCCGUUGUCGACCUCACCGAGCAAACAAUUCACAAAUUUAUCAACGAACAUGACGCUGUUCUUGUAAAAUUCUAUGCCCCCUGGUGUAUGCACUGCCAAUCUUUGGCACCCGAGUACGAGAAGGCUGCAAAGCAGUUGAAAGAGGAGGGAUCUGAGGUAAUAUUGGCUGAACUUAACUGUGAUGCUGCCCCUGCUGUUGCACAGGAGUUUGGUAUUGAAGGUUACCCUACCCUCAAGUUCUUCCGUAAGGGAAGUGCCAGGGAGUACAGUGGUACCCGCCAGGCUGAAGGCAUCGUAAGCUGGUGCAAGUCUGUGAUGCUCCCAGCUGUUGUCCACAUCCUUAGCGCCGACGAUAUCGACAGUGACGCAGAUGUUGCUUUUGUGGCCACUGGUUACGACUCAUCGGAUGAAAUUAUGAAGGAGUACGAGAACUUGGCUGAUGUUCACCGCAGCGAUGCCAAGUUUUACUUGCUUCCCACCGGUGACAGGGCUGUAUAUGUUCUGCACAAGGGCCACGACCGCUUCUACUUCAGUGGCACAAGUGCCUCAGAGCUCACUGAAUUCAUUCAACAGGAGAGCCUCCCCCUGUUUGCCGAAAUUGGUCACUCCAACUAUGUACGCUACUUCAGCUCUGGCAAGGCCAUUUCGUGGUUCUGCUCAACUCAAGCUGACUACGAGAAGUUCCGCUCAACUUUCGCAACCGUUGCACGUGCUCUGCGCUCCAGCGUACUCUUCGCCUGGCUUGAUGUCAACAAGUUCACUGCCGCAAAGGAGGCUUUCGCGAUUGAAUCUUACCCCGCCGUUGCUCACCAGACUCCCACAGGUCGUUACAUUUUGCUUCCCGAAGUCUACCCUUUCGACGAUUCUGAUGCCGUGAUUCGUUUCUACUCUGACGUAGAGGCUGGCAAGGUACCUCGCAGCAUCAAGAGUGAGGAUGAGCCUGCUUCCAACGAUGGCCCAGUUGUUACACUUGUAGGCAAGACAUUGCCUAGCUUUGUGCAGAAUGCUUCCAAACCCAUCUUGUUGAUGAUCCACUCCCCAUUCUGUGAACACUGCAAGAAGUUCAUGCCUGUAUUUGUCUCAUUCGGUGAGUCCAUGGCCGCCGACGGCCGCGUGAUCGUCGCUCUGUUUAACGGAGAUGGCAACGAGUCUGCAUUGGAGCACGUCCAGUGGACUGCGUACCCGACAGUGCUAUUGCUCAAGCCUGGUAGCACUGAUGUGAUUGCCUAUGACGGCAAACGUACCCUGGAGGAUCUGACUACCUUUGUAGAGAAACAUGUCGCAGACGAGCGCCACGCUGAGUUGUAG
Babesia sp. Xinjiang is the source of this 1386-nucleotide messenger RNA. RefSeq names its product Protein disulfide-isomerase. Gene Ontology annotation, cellular component: endoplasmic reticulum. Bases 1 to 1386 code for a protein of 461 amino acids. The transcript has 2 exons. The record is from RefSeq and is a predicted model, not a curated record. Gene Ontology annotation, biological process: protein folding; response to endoplasmic reticulum stress. Gene Ontology annotation, molecular function: protein disulfide isomerase activity. Lineage: Eukaryota; Apicomplexa; Aconoidasida; Piroplasmida; Babesiidae.